Messenger RNA from Neltuma alba, 2497 nucleotides. RefSeq lists its product as uncharacterized. The transcript is spliced from 14 exons. Gene Ontology annotation, biological process: regulation of stomatal closure; de-etiolation; cellular response to calcium ion. Lineage: Eukaryota; Viridiplantae; Streptophyta; Magnoliopsida; Fabales; Fabaceae. Bases 248 to 2215 code for a protein of 655 amino acids. The record is from RefSeq and is a predicted model, not a curated record.
GCCUCUGUUUCGCUUGGAUAACCUUCCAAAUUAUUGCGCACAAAAAAAAAAAAUCAUAAAAAAUAAAUAAAUAACAAAACAAAGAAUAUUGUUCUCGCUCGCAAGAGAAGAGAGGAGGAGGAAGAUCGGGCGAGGGGGAGAGAGAGCUGGGUGAUUGUAACAGUCAAGGUCAGUUCUUUCCCUGUGUUAUUUUCAACAGAAGAAAUUAGUGGCUUGAUAUGUCCUUGGGGCUUUAUCAUUCGUCAAUAUGAGAAUGUUGCCUGUUUGCUCAGCCACCCCAAGCUAUUCAUUGUCUUCCCAGAUUCCAUUGUAUGGGGGAUCUGUGUGUCCAUUGCAGAAGGAUUUUGAAGGUCGAUGCACUGUGGAUGAUGUACAUCUGGGUUUGCAAAAUGGAACCCACUCCCUGAGGAAUCCAUAUAUUGCACAAGCUACAAAGUCUAUCUACUCUAGCAUUGCUAAUAGUGCCGAACAAUCGGUGUAUGUGGAGUUCCCUGGCAGAUUUUCCUGUCCAAAUGAAUCAGGACAACUUGAGUGCAAAUUUACGAACACAUGGAAUUAUUCACCAGUGACUGCAAGUGGACACCAUUCUCUGACUAGUGGAGAGCUUAUAUAUGUUGAAAAUUAUGAUUCAUCAUCCGUCCAAGAGAGAUUGAUGGAAAUAACUGAACAGUCAACUGAAGGAUCAGAAACUUUAUUAAGUACUGACAUUGUGUCAGAGAAGCUCAUACCUAUGCCUGAAUCAAUUAUAGUGGACAAUGAAUCAUUAGGCAGCACAAAAGCAAGUAUUGGUGAUAUUUUUUCUGGAAUUAGCAAGUCAUUUAAUGCAUCAAUUGAUGAGGGACAAAAUGCUUUACAAAGUUCACUUGAUACGGGCACUUCUUUGAUGAGAUCUAUCAUGGAGAAUGCUACUAAGUCUGUAGACAAUGCUUUUGGUGAAGCCUUUUCUUCUGUCAAUCAAACAGGAGAAUUAACUAAUAAGAAAUUGAGUAGCUUUUCAAGUGAUCUAAGUGGAAUCACAAGCAAAGUACCUGCUUUUGCUAUUGACGUGUUGCGAAGCACAAUCAUAGUAGUGGAGAGUUCGUUAAUAAAUGGGGCUUCCUAUGUUGUCUACCUAUAUGGUUCAGCCAAGGAGCUUCUUCCUGUAGGAAUCAGGGAUGCAGUAAAUGCAUACGAAUCUAAAGCUUCUCAAAUAUUGAGGCCAAUUGGGUCUGCAUCUCAAGAGAUAUUCACAACAAUUCAUUCAUUGGAGAAGAGUCUUGGCUUGGAUCCAGAUGAUCCAGUUGUUCCAUUUGUUGUUUUUGUGGGAUCUUCAGCCACAAUAUGGGCUGUCUAUCGGUUGUGGGCAUAUGGAGGUUACUCUGGAGAUUUAUCUCCUAAAUCAGCUUUGGAUCUCUUGUCUGGGAAUGAAAAUGCUGCACUUAUAGACAUUCGAAAUGAGGAUCUGAGAGAAAAAGAUGGCAUUCCUGAUCUUCGACGGGCAGCACGGUUUCGCUAUGCGAGUGUAACUCCACUAGAGGUCGAUAGUUCUACUAGGAAGUUGUUCAAGAGUGAAAGAGACCUUAAUGACUCCAUGAUCGCUGUUGUUAUUCAAAAUUUGAAGAUUGUAAAGGACAGUUCCAAGGUUAUAGUCAUGGAUGCUGAUGGUAGUCAUUCUAAAGGCAUUGCAAGAUCCUUGAGGAAAAUAGGGGUCAAGACUCCAUACUUGGUUCAAGGUGGUUUUCAGUCUUGGGUGAAACAAGGCCUCCGCGUCAAGGAACUCAAACCUGAGUCAACGCUUACCUUACUCAAUGAGGAAGCUGAAGCAAUUCUAGAGGAACUUAGCCCUUCUCCUUUGCAACUUUUAGGAUAUGGUGUGGCUGUUAUUGCAGGCUUGUACGCAUUAUUAGAGUGGGAGAAGACAUUACAGUUAAUUGGUGUUUUUGGCCUCAGCCUGACAAUCUAUCAGAGAGUGACCUCAUAUGAAGAUUCUGAAGAUCUUAAGCAAGAUGUCAGGUUGUUGCUUACACCUGUGAGGCUGGGAGUUCAAGCGGUUUCAUGGAUUUCUGGAAAAGUAGAAACGAACCGCAUAGGGUUGCCUACUUCGCCUUCAUCACUAGAUGUUCAGAACCGAGUUUUGCAGGCGGCUGCAAAGCAUGAAUCUCAACCAUCGGAUUCUGGAAGUAUCCAAGAUCCAUCUGUUCCUGAGCCAUCACUUCCUCUCAAUGAGAAUGCAUGAGUUUAUACGGACGGAUGGUCAUGUGCUAACGUGAGAAGAGGGAUAGUCACAGCAAGUUAACUUCCAUGACUAAUAUUUUGCGACUUGACAUUGUACGACCUUUGUAAGCAUCUUUUAAGGUGAUUCUGUACAAUUCAUUGGAUGGAUAAACAAGUUCUCUGCAAUGUAUUAUGUAUUUACCACUUAAAGCACUAGCUAGCACACCCUAUACGGUGGAGAACUAUAAUUACAUGACAAUCUCGUGUUUAGAGUGAGAAGAAGGGAAAGUUCAACUUAUUCAUU